This is a messenger RNA of Caenorhabditis elegans, 1656 nucleotides long. RefSeq names its product Protein-serine O-palmitoleoyltransferase porcupine (gene mom-1). The record is from RefSeq and is marked reviewed. Gene Ontology annotation, molecular function: palmitoleoyltransferase activity. Gene Ontology annotation, cellular component: membrane. NCBI's taxonomy places the organism in Eukaryota, Metazoa, Nematoda, Chromadorea, Rhabditida, Rhabditidae. Bases 16 to 1344 code for a protein of 442 amino acids. The transcript has 8 exons.
AAAAAUUUUCAGAAAAUGGAUAAUGGUCACGGGUAUGAAGAAUUCGAAUUAUUAGAAGAUGGAUCGCUUGGAGAGUGCUCGACACAAGUGGCAAAUGCAACAUUUCUCACAAUUUCAAAGUUGAUAUGUUUGGUCGUUGCAUUCAAAUUCAUCAAACAUAUACCAAUUUCAACAACGGUUCGUGUCUAUGUACAUGUCUUCGCCAGUACUUUCACAGUUAUGUGGUUUUCAAGAAAUCACCUACAAUCGGCUAUCAUUUACAACAUGUUCAGUUUGAUAUCGCUUGCACUGGCCAUCAAACAAUUUAGUGGAUACAUCAUUCUUGCAGGGAACAUCUCUCUUCUGAUUGCAUUGCAAAACUUCUGCCGACACUACAGAUCCGAAGACUACUUUUUGUCCAUUCGUGGAAUUUUGAUGAUCCAUAUAAUGAGACUGACCACGGUUGCCUUCAAUCUGGAAAAAGCGAAUAGCAACAAAUUCCGAUUUGUUCAGUUUUCCAGUUAUGUUGAGUACAUUUACUUCCCACCGUUCAUCAUUUUCGGGCCCUAUUUGAGUUUUGAGCAGUUUUUCAAAAUGAGAGACAAAAAGUGGACAGGAUCUGAGAAUGAGCUCGGCUUCAUUAUUCAGUCUCUCCUUGCAAUCUUCAAUGCGAUCACUCUGGCAAUCAUAUCUUCGUGUCAUUUUGAAUUCUUCGAACCUUCAUCUCAAUUUAUGGAAGAUGCUCUGACAGCUAUGUCGUUCCGGUUCAGUCACUAUUUUGUCUGUCUAAGCACUCAAGCAUUUGUGUUGAUGUUAGGAUCAGAUGUAGUCGUUGCCAAUCCAUUGAAUAUUGAAUUCUCCAGAUCAACAUUACAAACGGUCUCAGAAUGGAACAAACCAUUUCAUACAUUCCUGCAUGAAAAUAUUUUCAAAAGGCGGUUGUUCAAUUCCACUGCAUGUAACGUUUUCUUCACGUUUGCAGUCAGCUCACUUUUGCACGGUCUUGACUUCCAAAUGACCAUUACACUAUUGGCUCUUGGUUUUAUUGCCUAUUCGGAAACUGUUUUCCGAAAACGACUUUCUGCCCGAUACUCAAUGUGUGUUGCUGCCAAAGCCUGCCCUGUCCGUUCAAACAGUCUUUCCUGCAAGCACAGACACUCAAACAAAACAGGACGUGCUUUGAUCAUCAAUUUGUUCUUCCUUAUGCUUUCCAUGUACCAUCUUGUGUUCACUGGAAUGACGUUCACCGACGACUAUUCUGCAAUUGGCUAUCCUUUUGAUCACGCCUGGAAGAUUUGGGGAUCUCAUUACUAUUCGAGUUUCAUGAUUUCUUUCCUAUUUCUUGCCCUGUCUAAAAUAAUCUGAGGUUUUGAAAAGCUGAAAUUCAGUUGUCAACAUUUUUCAACAAAACCGUUUUCUAUGCUUUAGUUCUCAGUCCUGGCCAUGUUCUCUUACGAGCUAAAACUAAAAAUCUAUUUUUUCUGUUUAAUGACUCAAACUCGGUUAAGAAUUUUUCUUUGCAAUUGUUUUAGUUACGAUCUUUUCAUCCUAUGAAUUAUUCAUUCCGCGUUGUACAGAAGCAUACAUUUUGAUUUGCAAAAUGUAUUUACUUGAAAGUUAAUCACACUGUGAAACACAUUAACAUCCAUGUGAAAAUAAUAAAAGAACACUUUGGUU